AUGUCCAAAGGCCGUGUCUGUCUCGCCUACUCUGGUGGCCUCGACACCUCCACCAUCUUGGUCUGGCUUCUUCAGCAGGGUUACCAAGUUGUGUGCUACCUCGGAGAUGUCGGCCAAGAUGAGGACUUUGCCGCCGUCGAGGCCAAGGCCCUCAAGCUAGGUGCCGAGGCUUUCGUCUGCGAGAACCUUCAGCGUGAGCUUGUAGACGACGUCGUCAGCCGUGCCAUCAUGUGCAACGCCAUCUUCGAGGACCAAUACCUUCUGGGUACCGCAUUGGCUCGCCCUAUUAUUGCUCGAAGCAUGAUCCGAGUAGCUGAGAAGCACAACUGCGCUUACUUGUCCCACGGCGCAACAGGCAAAGGCCCAGGUUCGAUUCGAGGUUGGUCGCCGCCCGUGACUUUAUACGCCCUGAUGGGCCGCAAUGACCUUCUCAAAUUCGCCGCCGAGAACAACAUUCCCGUCUCAUCAACCCCCAAGGCACCAUGGUCCAUGGAUGAGAACAUCAUUCACACCUCUUAUGAGGCUGGUAUUCUUGAGGACCCCGAUCACACACCGCCGAAAGAGUUGUGGAUGCGAACCAAGGAUCCCCAGGACGCUCCCAACGAGCCCACCGAGUUCUCCGUUCACUUCGAGAAGGGCCUCAUCUCCAAGGUCGUUGUUGGCGACAAGGAAGUCACCGAUUCCGUUGAGAGCCUUAAAUUGGCUAUGAGAAUGGCGUUGGACGAGUUGAUAUCGUGGAGAACCCUAACCUCCGCCCUGUAUCAUAGCACCCCCGGUCUGACGCUCGCCCGUCUGGCGCACUUGUCCCUCGAAGGCUUGGUCAUGGAUGGCCGCGUCCGUGAACUCAGGGACCAGUUUUCCAGCAUCACUUGGUCUCGUCUCAUCUACAACGGCAUGUACUUUAGCCCCGAGCGCGAAUUUGUCGAGAACUCUGUCGUCUUCUGCCAGCACAACGUGACUGGUGUUGUCAGGCUUUCCGCCUACAAGGGCCACGCCUACGUCCUCGGUCGAUCCAGCAAUGCUUCCAACCUGUACUCGGAGCAAGAUGCUUCCAUGGACUCUCUCGAAGGGUUCUCUCCCAUGGACACUACUGGCUUCAUUGCCAUUCAGGCCAUCCGCCUCAAGAAGUAUGGUGAACAGAAGAUCAAGGAUGGCCAGCCCCUCAGCAAGUCGUGA
Messenger RNA from Metarhizium brunneum ARSEF 3297, 1176 nucleotides. Lineage: Eukaryota; Fungi; Ascomycota; Sordariomycetes; Hypocreales; Clavicipitaceae. The record is from RefSeq and is a predicted model, not a curated record.